Molecule: messenger RNA, 1062 nt
Organism: Plasmodium knowlesi strain H
Lineage: Eukaryota; Apicomplexa; Aconoidasida; Haemosporida; Plasmodiidae
Exons: 1
Coding region: 1-1062 (353 amino acids)
Source: RefSeq, a predicted model, not a curated record
AUGGAAAGUCUAUUUACAAAAGUGCAGAAGACCAAAUUUGAUAAGAAUGGGAACUCUGACAAAUUAACCAAUUAUGACAAUUCCAUGGAAAGUCUAUUUACCAAAAUGCAGAAGACCAGAUUUCCCCACUAUUCUGAUGACUUGUCCACCAAUUAUGACACUUCUAUGGAAAGUCUUUUUACAAAUGUGAGAGAUAUUCAUGGUAAUGACCAUGACUACUUCCACCAUAAUGGUCGUCAUCAUCCUCAUCAUCAACAUCAUCAUAAUGGUCAUCAUUAUGAUGACAAAUCAACGAAUUAUGACAGUUCCAUGGAAAGUCUCUUUCCCGAAAGGAGAGAUUUUCAUGGUGAUUAUGAGGAUACUAUAUCCACAGACACUUACUCACAAAAAGGUGGAUACGUCGACAAACAUAACUACAAUUUUGGCGAAGAUUUCUACCAUGUAAUGUACAAAAAUAAUGGACAUGAACAGACAAAGGCAAAGGCCAAAACAGGAAUACAUUUACCCAUGUUAGAUGAAUAUUCCAUAGAGGAACAUGAAUAUUAUAACAAUUCUAAAAAUGGUAGAAGAAUUAAUAGUAUAAAGCAGAAAAUAUACAGGAAUAUGCCUUUUAUACGCAAGUUUUUUAACAAAAUCGAUGCCAAGCUCGAAUCAGAAAUUAGACGUUAUUUGGACAUCAAGGAGGCGGAAAAACACAAUUAUUCCGUUAGAAAAUUAAAGGGGACAGAAAAAUUAUUUUAUUUUCUCAGCAAAUACAGAGUGUUUGUCCCUCUUGUUGUGAUUGGAAUACUUUCCUCCAUACUUAUAGUGUUCAUAGUAAUAACGGAAUUCUCUGGCACAUUCUCCUCACUUCCCCUUUUUGCCGGCUUCAGUGGGUCCGUAGGAUCAUUUACCUCUAUAGUACUUCUUUUCAUAUCUUAUUUACUGCCCUUUAUGUUCGUUGCUUUGGCCAUUGGUGCAUAUGAUCUUUUGGUAUUGUACUAUGCGCGCAAAUUAGACAAAAUGAGACGCUCAAGAAAAUAUAUAAAAAAAUUAAGUGCCAUGAGGAACAAGGACGACUAA